AUGUUCCGCGCGACGACCGCGCCCGCGCCGUCCGCCGCGGCAUCGCGGUGCGCUCACGCCGGGAGGGAGGAUGAACGACGGCGAUGCCGACAUCGCGCGUGGACUCGCGUCGCCCCGCGCGUCCCAACGCAGUCGGCGCGAGGGGGCGAUGAUUCUUCGGUGAGACUCGCUCACCGUCGCUCGCGCGUCGCCGCCGCCGCCUCGGCGUCGUCGUCUCGAGGCGGCGGCACCCCCGGCAGCUGGAACCUCGGCGUCGCGCAUUCCGCCGCGAACAAGAAGGACCAGCGCGACUACGUCGACGCCCUCUUCGCGCAGUACCCGCACCUCAUGGCAGCCGCCGAAGCCGACGACUGGAAAAAGACGCGAGAGUUGAUGGAUUCCGUGUACCUCCCCGCGCCGGACGCGUCGACCGCGAAGAUCCGCGACGCGCAGGUUCGCGCCGCCGCGCUCGCCGCGACCCGCGCGGGCAGCGCCAAGUCCCUGCGCCUGCUCCUGGACCGCGGCGCAUCCCUCGGGCUCUUCGAAGACGUAGGGUCCGAUGAUCCGGACGGGCGCUUACGAUGCACGAUGGGCAUCGAGUGCGCGGGGCGGGGCGCCGCCGAGGUGUUGGACGUGCUGCUGUCCGAGACCGUCGGCGUGAGCACGGAGUGCAGGGACCCGAGGAACGGGAUGACGGCGCUGAUGGCCGCCGCGAGGUUCGGCCACGUGGCGUGCAUCGCGGUGCUGGUGGACAGGGGCGCGGACGUCGACGCGAGGAGCGAUUUCGGAUCGGGCGCGAAUGGGGGCGGGUCAACCGCCGCGAUGAUGGCGGCGGAGAACGGGCACGCGGGGGCUCUGAACGCGCUGCGCGCGGCGGGUGCGGACGUGAACCUGACGCGCGAGGUGGACGGUAAGACGGCGAUGUCGCUGCACAGGGAGAAGGUGACGGCGGAGAUGAAGAAGCUAUCGAACAUGGGAUACGUCCAGGGAAGCGCCAUCGGCAACUACGCCACCGAGAUUUGAUCCUCUGGCUAAUAAGUUACCACCGCGAGCAAGUCAAGGGUUUUACGAUGGCACCACGAUAGUCUAACUUUUACCUCGGUACGUAAGAAGGGAUGUAUCAUAAAACGA
Messenger RNA from Micromonas commoda, 1110 nucleotides. RefSeq lists its product with no specific name. The record is from RefSeq and is a predicted model, not a curated record. The transcript has a single exon. NCBI's taxonomy places the organism in Eukaryota, Viridiplantae, Chlorophyta, Mamiellophyceae, Mamiellales, Mamiellaceae. The coding region runs from base 1 to 1002 and encodes 333 amino acids. Gene Ontology annotation, cellular component: nucleus; cytoplasm. Gene Ontology annotation, molecular function: protein binding.